ACCGCUCCCGUCCGCCCGCCCCGCCGCGCGCGUCGAGGAGGGAGUGGAGCGGCUGGACGGGACGGGUUUUGGCCGCCACUCGGCGUCGGCGUCGCGUUCAGGAGGAGGAGGAGGCAGUUGCAGUGAGCCAGUCGAGUCCGGGCAGCCAAGCCGAGCGGAACCGUCGUUGUCGGUUGUCUUGAUCACGUCUCGCUGUGACGUGCCCCGUGACGAGGACGACACGCCGGCUCGUACUGUGACGGCGGUGUGACGACGGUGAUCGCGAGGACUGUGACGACACACAGCACAGCCUCCCGGUUAUCGCAAGUUCCAAGUGUCAUCCACGCCCUCCGUCGCUGCCACCACCGCCUCCCGCCGUCACCGCUGUUGUUGUUCUCGGCCGACGUUGCGUCGCGACGCCCACUCUGCAAACAAAAACGCAAAACUCGCCUGGAUUAUUUAUUAUUGUUAUUACAAUAAUUAUUACAACUAGAGACUAAAGGGAGCCCUGGAGCAGCAGCCAACAUGUCGUCGGACUGCGGCUCGUGCCUGGCCAAGUAUGUCUUGUGCCUCUUCAACUUCGUGCUCUUCCUCCUCGGCGGCGUGGUGCUGGGCGUGGGCGCCUGGUACGCGGCCGACAGCGCCUCCAUCGUGAAGCUCGUGCACACCAUCGAGAACACGCAGGGACAGAAGGGAUGCUAUCAGGCGCUGGGAGACUGGCUGAACCAGCACAUCAACGUCGUCAUUGGAGUCGGAGUGGGGCUCGGUCUAGUUCAGCUCUUUGCGAUUUUCCUGGCAUUUUGUCUAGUGAAAAGUAUCAAUGGUUACUUUAAGUGAAACUUAGGCUAUAGUGUUAUUGGAUCUCUUGAGAAAAAGCAAUGGGCUGGCUAGUGGCAUUGCCUGCCUGUGUCCUCACUAUUGAUUUUUCUAUCUAUGCUUUUAUCUAACGGGACUAAAAAUUCAUCAGUUUGAAAUUCCUUUAAUUUUUCUUCAGAUCUUCAGCAUCAUGAACAUUGUACAAUAUUGCUCAAAAAUGAUCAUGUUACCUCCUCUAAUAUUCAAAAAAAUUGUGAAUAAUGUUUCUAUAGAGUUAAAUAGAGUUCUGAAUUUGUUGUUUGCGUUAACCAUUCAUCACCACAUAGUGUAUCGAUCAAAAGACUUUAAUCAUCCAUCAUCCUUUACAUUCUAGUCGUUCUUGUUGCAGGUGGAUAUCAGAAGUUGUGAUAGUGUUUUGUUAGAUGUAACUAAAGUAUUCUUUAUAAAUGACUAGACCAAGUAUUGUGUAUUAUAGUGAAAUAAUGCCAUUAUAUUUCUGAAUGUAUAUAGCAUAAAAUCACCAUUUUAUAUUGUAACACUAGAUUAUAUAAUUCCAUAGGAUAAGUUGGAUAUCAUUACAAGUUUUCUUUAUUUAAUACAAAUAGUUGUCAUUGAAUCCCCCUUCCAUAAUCCUAGAACUAUCUUGGAUUUUCAAAGAGAGUUUGUUCUUAAAUUGCCAUUCUACUUUCAACUAACUUCUUUGUCUAUUUGUACUUUGGACCAUCAUCACACUUUUGGAAGAUUUUCUAAGUUGAGAGACCAAAAAUCUUACCUUUCAAUGACGACUGCCUAAAGUAUUUUGAUGCUCAACCAUACUGUCACAAAUUAGAUGUAAGCCAAAUCUUUUAAAGUCAAGCAUACAGCUCUGAUUUAAAAACAAAUACAUAAAGAUUGUUCUUAAUUUAAUAGGUUUAAACCUUUGACCAAUGUAUAUCUAAGUUCUUCAGCAUGUAUUAUAACUUGAAGGUACGUACAACACGUACAUGUAGUCCUGAAAUACAUGAAAGAUAUUUAUACCUUA
Molecule: messenger RNA, 1816 nt
Organism: Frankliniella occidentalis (western flower thrips)
Lineage: Eukaryota; Metazoa; Arthropoda; Insecta; Thysanoptera; Thripidae
Product: tetraspanin-18
Cellular component (GO): membrane
Source: RefSeq, a predicted model, not a curated record